GGGCGCUAGUAGAUACUAGAAGCGCCGUUUGAGCUGUGUUCUCUUCUGCGCCACUGCUCCCCGCCGCCGCCGCCCCGCCUCCGCCGCCGCGUCCUCCCCGACGAACUACGGGACCGAGAUCCGCCGGCCUGCCGCCUCGACCCGUGACCCGUCCCCGAGAUGGAGAGGGUGCUCAAGGAUGACGCCAUACAGGAGAAGGGCGAGCGCGCCCGGAUGGCAUCUUUCGUUGGUGCCAUGGCGAUCGCGGACUUGGUCAAGACCACACUCGGGCCAAAAGGAAUGGACAAGAUCCUUCAGUCGACUGGCCGAGGGCGGAGUGUCACUGUUACGAAUGAUGGGGCUACCAUUUUGAAGUCCCUCCAUAUCGACAACCCUGCUGCCAAGGUCCUUGUUGACAUCUCCAAAGUUCAAGAUGAUGAAGUUGGUGAUGGAACAACUUCUGUUGUUGUUUUGGCUGGAGAACUUUUGAGGGAGGCUGAGAAGUUGGUUAACAUGAAGAUUCACCCGAUGACUAUUAUUGCAGGUUACAGAAUGGCUGCUGAGUGCGCCAGAAAUGCUUUGUUGAAGAAGACCAUGGACAACAAAGAUAAUACAGACAAGUUCAGAUCAGAUCUCAUGAACAUCGCCAUGACUACACUUAGUUCGAAAAUUCUCUCCCAGGACAAGGAGUAUUUUGCUGAACUUGCAGUUGAUGCUGUCCUCAGGCUUAAGGGUAGCACCAACUUGGAAUCAAUCCAAAUUCUGAAGAAACCUGGAGGAUCUCUUAAGGAUUCCUUUUUGGAUGAAGGGUUCAUCCUUGAUAAGAAGAUUGGCCUGGGUCAACCAAAGCGAAUUGAGAAUGCUAAUAUUUUGGUUGCGAACACCGCUAUGGAUACAGAUAAAGUUAAGAUUUAUGGGGCACGUGUCCGGGUGGAUUCGAUGUCUAAGGUUGCAGAUAUUGAAGCUGCUGAAAAGCAGAAAAUGAGAGAGAAAGUUGAGAAAAUCAUUGGUCACGGGAUCAACUGCUUUGUCAACAGGCAGCUAAUCUACAACUUUCCUGAAGAACUUUUUGCUGAUGCUGGUAUCCUUGCAGUUGAGCAUGCUGACUUUGAGGGUAUCGAGCGGUUAGCUCUUGUCACGGGUGGUGAUAUUGCAUCUACUUUUGACAACCCAGAGUCUGUUAAGCUUGGGCACUGCAAGCUCAUCGAAGAGAUUAUGAUUGGGGAGGACAGGCUGAUUCAUUUCUCCGGGGUUGCGAUGGGGCAAGCUUGCACCAUUGUCCUGAGAGGAGCAAGUGAGCAUGUGCUUGAUGAGGCUGAGAGGUCCUUGCAUGAUGCCUUGUGUGUGCUCUCCCAGACAGUAAAUGACACGCGUGUCAUAUUUGGCGGUGGAUGGCCUGAGAUGGUGAUGUCCAAAGAGGUGGAUGAACUUGCAAGGAGGACCCCUGGGAAGAAAUCUCAUGCGAUUGAUGCUUUUUCGCGCGCCCUGCAAGCCAUCCCAACAAUCAUAGCCGACAAUGCUGGUCUGGAUAGUGCCGAGCUGAUCUCUCAGCUCCGAGCUGAGCACCACAAGGAGAACAGCACUGUUGGAAUCGACGUCAUCAGCGGCGGGCUGGGAGACAUGCAGAAGCGUGGCAUCUGCGAGGCGUUCAAGGUGAAGCAGGCCAUCGUCCUGUCGGCGACCGAGGCUGCGGAGAUGAUCCUGAGGGUCGACGAGAUCAUAACCUGCGCCCCACGCAGGAGGGAGGACAGGAUGUGAAGAUACCCACGAGCUGUUUUGAUGCUUGGCUACAUAUGUAUGGUUUGCCGAGUUGUGGCUGGGUUACCGUGGGUCCAUGGCUGCUUUGAAGUCUCCAUUUCGAUUGUCGUCGAACCCGGACCCCAAAGCGACUGGAGCUUGUGGGAGUAGCUAGCGUACCGUAGGGGGUGGCUUUGGUUUUCUUGAGUUAUUUUCCACUAGAGAAUAUAGUUAUGUGAAUGCUGUAACCUUGUUUUAACUGCAUCUUUGCAUGCGGAGGCGCUUAUUUCAGAACAUGCAUGCGCUGCUGCAGCUGUGAGUUUUC
Messenger RNA from Triticum urartu, 2041 nucleotides. Its product is annotated as T-complex protein 1 subunit beta. The record is from RefSeq and is a predicted model, not a curated record. Gene Ontology annotation, cellular component: chaperonin-containing T-complex; cytosol. Gene Ontology annotation, molecular function: ATP binding; ATP hydrolysis activity; ATP-dependent protein folding chaperone. NCBI's taxonomy places the organism in Eukaryota, Viridiplantae, Streptophyta, Magnoliopsida, Poales, Poaceae. Gene Ontology annotation, biological process: protein folding.